Aspergillus homomorphus CBS 101889 is the source of this 1164-nucleotide messenger RNA. Its product is annotated as SDR family NAD(P)-dependent oxidoreductase. Gene Ontology annotation, molecular function: oxidoreductase activity. Bases 182 to 1069 code for a protein of 295 amino acids. NCBI's taxonomy places the organism in Eukaryota, Fungi, Ascomycota, Eurotiomycetes, Eurotiales, Aspergillaceae. The record is from RefSeq and is a predicted model, not a curated record. The transcript has 2 exons.
CAUGUUUAAUCAGAGUGUUUUGUUGCCACGCUCUCUCGGCGCAUCAUUACGCCAUCGCCCGACAAAUCUAUAUAGUCGUCUAGCUCUUCCCGUCAUUGCAACUGCAUCAAGAACAUUCACGACCUCACGAUCUACACAUUUUGCAGCCAGCACACCUCAACUGAAAAAGUCAACUACUAAAAUGGCGGCCGAAAACAGCAACACCAACUUCACCUUGGAGAGCCUUUUCAAUGUCAAGGACAAGGUGGCCCUCAUAACCGGCGGCGGCAGCGGAAUCGGUCUGAUGGCCACGCAGGCGCUCGCCACCAACGGCAGCAAAGUCUACAUCACAGGCCGCACGUCGGAGAAGCUGCAGCGCGUGGCGGAGCUGUACGGCAAGUCGACUAAGGGCGAGAUCAUCCCCCUGACGGCGGACGUGACGGACAAAGCCAGCAUCCAGAAGCUGGUGCAGGAGAUCUCGUCGCGCGAGUCGCGACUGGACAUCCUGAUCAACAACGCGGGCAUCAGCAGCAGCACGCAGACGACGGAGCACGAGAACGCCGAGGACCUGAGCAAGGCGCUGUUCGACGAGAGCUCCUCACCCGAGGAGUGGGAGAGCGUCUACCGCACCAACGUCGUGCACCCGUACCUGGUCACCUCGGCUUUCUUGCCGCUGCUGCAGAAGGGCAGCGAGCAGGCCAAGGGCUGGAGCAGCACCGUCAUCAACAUCACCAGUAUCUCCGGCAUCGUCAAGGUCAGCCAGCACCAUUUCGCGUACAAUGCCUCCAAGGGCGCCGCAAUCCAUCUGACCAAGAUGCUGGCGCAUGAGAUCGCCAGCUCUGGUCUGCGCAUCCGCGUCAACAACAUCGCCCCCGGUGUGUUCCCCAGUGAGAUGACCGCCGGCGAAAGUGAUGAAAAGCAGAAGAGUUCCUUGGAGAAGGAGAAGUACGAGGGCAAGGUCCCCGCUGCGCGCCCCGGUAAGGAUGAGGAUAUGGCCAGUGCUGUGUUGUUCGCUUCUACCAAUCAGUAUUUGAACGGGCAGACUAUUGUUGUGGACGGAGGAUACGUCCUUGCUGCGGGAACUAUCUAAAUGUUCACUGUGGGUAUGAUUAAUGUCUUGUUAUGAGAAUGUUAAUAGUAUGUCAAUAAUGGAUAGUGGAAUGGGUUGAUUUCCCAUAUUUAACG